Molecule: messenger RNA, 708 nt
Organism: Sphenostylis stenocarpa
Lineage: Eukaryota; Viridiplantae; Streptophyta; Magnoliopsida; Fabales; Fabaceae
Source: the annotation of a GenBank genome assembly
AUGGAUUCAAAGAUGGCAAGACAGAUCUUAGGCCUCUUGGCCAUACUCCUUGUACUCUCCUCAGAAGUGGCAGCCAGGAAUUUAAAAGAGGAUGAGGUUGUAACAGAGAGAAAUGUAGUGGGUGACGCGGAUUUCCUUGCAGGUUUCCCACAACUUGGUGGUGGUUAUGAUUAUGGGCAAGCAGGUGGUGGUGGCCCCCCUACGUAUGGAUUCAGCCUUCAGUCCAGAAAGAUGGGUUCGAAGACGAAGAUAGCAUUGCUUAUCCCAGUUCUACUGGCCAUGCUCCUUUUGAUUUCCCCAAAGGUGGCAAUGGCAGCUAGUCAUUUUGAAGAGGGUGAGACUGUUAAAGAGACAAACGCGGUUAAUGGCAGAUUAAUUGAUGGUUAUAACAUCCCAGACAUUGUUGGUGGCAUUGUUGGAGGCAUUGUUGGUAGCAUCAUUAGUAGAAUACCAGGCAUUGGUGGUGCUGGUGGUAACUUACCUGGCACUGGUGGUGCUGGUGAUAACCUCCCUGUCAUUGGUGGUGCUGGUGGUAACUUCCCUGGUAUUGUUGGUGGUAACAUCCCUGUAGGUGGAGGUGGCAUCUCAGGUAUUGGUGGUAGUGGUUAUCCAGGCCAAGGAGGAUAUAUAGGACGGCAGUAUUGCCCUUAUGACUGUUGUGUUUGGGCACUUCGGGGAGGUUACUGCGCAACUUGCUGCACAAUCUGA